Messenger RNA from Hymenoscyphus albidus, 1144 nucleotides. The record is from the annotation of a GenBank genome assembly. Lineage: Eukaryota; Fungi; Ascomycota; Leotiomycetes; Helotiales; Helotiaceae.
AUGAAUCAAUAUCUGAACCAGAAACCAACUCUCAAGCGCAAGGUAGGAUGGUCAUCGGAUAAGCAGUAGCCUCGAAAAACAUCAAACCACAUUAUUCUUUAUCUCGAUCUUGAAGUUUCUCAUAUCGCCAACGUCCUUGUGAUCGACUUUGCGCUCAUACUAACUGCCUACCAGAGAGAAGAAGACGCAACCAACAUCAUGCACGAGCUCUUUCUCACGGCGACCAUACAAAACGAUGAUAUCGUACGUAUGGUUCGAAUCUUGCAAGGCUACUGUGGAAUGAAACCACAGCAGUCCCUUUACCGACGCUUGAUUUGGGAAGGACCACGACUACGCGCCGGACUCAAAGGUGUCGAUCCUAGCAUUAUCAAACGACAACCCCCACAAAAGAUACAACUGUGGGGAAGCCUCCAUGAACAACUCGUCAGACAGUCAUAUAUCUUGCACGUCAUUUAUGAGCUACCGCGCGAAUCUUUUGGCAAAUCUACGGAGCAAGAUGUAGCGCAGAUGGGGCCCGAUGGGCAACCGAAGACAUCGUGAGUAGUUACAGCUAUGAAAUGGAUGGCAGCAACGCUGUGAUAUCUGAUACUGAUAUGCAUCACAGAACUUUCGCGUUAGAUCAACAGCCAGGCACAUUAAGAUGGAAUGAUAUUCCUGAUCCAGAGGGAAAACGACAGGUCAACACAAGGCCAAUGCUACAAAUCGAGAACGAAAAGAACUUGUGUUUUUCAAUGCAAGUAAUGCAAUACAGGUAAGUAGAAUUGAAAACAGUACACACAAACUUGCAAUUUGACAAUCAUAGAUUCGUCAGACAGAUCAUCCAAGAGUGCUACCGUUUUAUUAACGGAAAUGUCAUUUUUGAGUUGAGUCGUUAUUUACAGCUCCCUGAAGGAAAGGAAGCUUUGAGUGAACCUUUACCUACCUUCGAGACUCUGACCCCCUUUGACACGGAAAACAAGUGGAUUUUAACAAUUAGUGUGAGGGUAGUUAAUGGGAAGGAUUUGGACCUGGUGCAGCAGGGAAUUGGGGAAUUGAUGACAGUGAAAAAUGAAUUUGAUGGGUGCUGUCAUUUCCAUGUUGUUCCCAGACUUACUCUUGAUACAAGAACAAAGAUGGCUUGAGUGAAAGCUAAGAUAGUCUUUGG